GAAAAGUUAAAUUCACUAAGUCAACUUGAACCUAAUUCGAAAUGCAUUGAGUGUGGUAAGAAACCAGCUAGAUGGGCUUCUUAUUCUUUAGGAAUCUUUCUUUGUAUUAGAUGUUCAGGCUUUCAUAGAGGUUUAGGUACUCAUCUUUCGAAGGUUAGGUCUUUAGAUCUG
Messenger RNA from Melampsora larici-populina 98AG31, 171 nucleotides. RefSeq lists its product as uncharacterized. The transcript has a single exon. Gene Ontology annotation, cellular component: Golgi apparatus. The annotation marks the transcript as partial. Gene Ontology annotation, biological process: endocytosis; endoplasmic reticulum to Golgi vesicle-mediated transport; intra-Golgi vesicle-mediated transport. Gene Ontology annotation, molecular function: GTPase activator activity. Lineage: Eukaryota; Fungi; Basidiomycota; Pucciniomycetes; Pucciniales; Melampsoraceae. The record is from RefSeq and is a predicted model, not a curated record.